This is a messenger RNA of Pecten maximus, 6079 nucleotides long. RefSeq lists its product as uncharacterized. The record is from RefSeq and is a predicted model, not a curated record. Lineage: Eukaryota; Metazoa; Mollusca; Bivalvia; Pectinida; Pectinidae.
CACAUGAGUGACACGAUAACCAUUGUUCUAAUGGCUACCAUCUAAACACCCCUGUCUAACCAGCAAUAGCGAUGGAGUGGCUGUCCGUGAUUGUAAUGGCCUCCGUGCUGGGGACGGCGAGUUUUCAGCAGCAGGGACACAGCUGUGACGCCCUUAAUGGGAUGGCGACAUACCCAAGUGUCCCUGGCAAUGCUCCCAGUUUACCAGAACUGCCCAGCAGCUUCCAGUCAAACCUAGAGGUGAACAUGAUGGAGAUGAACACGACUAUGGACGUCCUGGAAUACUUCGACAAUAUGGGCAAUAGGGCGGCUCUCGACACCAACAAAAACGGCAAAGAAACUCGCAUCAUAUUUAACUAUGAAACCAAUGAACUGUACUAUGUAAGAGAUGGAAUAUGUCAACUGUCCUCUCUAUCGGACAGUGAGUAUGCUGACGUGUUUGGUGUGGAGGAUUCGGACGGAUACAAACAUAUUAUGUCGAGUAACACCGCCCUUAAGUUUGGUCAAACAUUCGGAGAGAAAUAUCUAGGUAAAGACGUUAUACGGGGGAUACUUGUUGACCACUGGCAGGCAUGUUUGUACUGGGCCAGGAAAGACGCCAACUUCACUGUCGAUUACUACUUCUCAGAUCCUGUUUGGCAGACCUCGUCAGACUUUGUGACAGUACCUGUGCGAGCUGACGUUAAAGGUGUCCUAAUCAAGCCUAGCGGACCACAGGAAUUCCAUCAUAUAUAUGACUACUAUGCCUUUAAACCUUUUAGUGGAGGCGAUUUACAGUUUCAGACACCAGCAGGAGUUAUAUGUGCUGGGCGUCAAAAGGUCCAGCGCAUGCCUGUCCUUCCUAAGCAGUUCUACUACAGACAGGAGAUUGUCUCCCCUGAAGACGGCUACAUGACUUCUGCCGAUGUGUGGUAUGAUGAGGCGUACCGACUUGUGAGGAUAGACUAUCGGCCAUUAAGGCUAGGUCCACCCUUCUAUAACAUCAACCCCAUAACACAGAUAGACGACUUCAACGGAGGUGUGAGGUACCUGAAGGACAAUAUAUUGGGGAACUGUUCAAUUUUUGCACUAGACAACGCCACGUUUGGUGUCAUGGAGAAUCAGACACUCCUACAUAACAAUGCAAGUUUCUUGCUCCAAAUGAAGAACCCCCUUCAACUCUUCAACGUAAACAAAAACUUCACUUUCGUUGGCCAGAGAUCAUGUCGUGAUAUGCAGUGCAAUGUGUUUUCCUCAAAAGUGACUAACUUUUAUGUGGAAGGUGUGGACCAGCCAAUCAAUACUACCAUAGAAAUCUUCUUCCUGGCUAGAGAGAUGUAUGAUGUUCCCAAUCAUGGCACUAACAGUGACGAGUCAGUGCCCGUAACGAUAACCGUCAGCAGUGACACUACGUGGGCUGACUACUACAGAGUAUAUAACAUCAUAGACUUUGACAAUAACCACCCAGACCUCUCCGUAUUUCAAAUCUCAUCAUGUUAUCCCCCAAAAUCCAAAUUCCGCUUCAACGUACGUUUCCCUGCUUUAUACAGGCAGGACACAGCCGACGUGUUUAAGUUAAAGACACGACUGCUGAUUGCUGAGACAAUGAGCGUGUCUCCUAUACGGAUACAAGAUGUCUCCGUCGACUACGAUGUAGGAGACGUAUUUCUAAAAGCAACAUUGCUGGACAGGACUCCAGCUACAGCCCAAUUUACAUAUAUUAAUGGACGUGAGAUAGAGAAACAUGACGAUAUGGUGAUUCCAAAGACUACGUCUCCUAUGGAGUGUGCCACCUUUUGUGUAAACCUACAGAACUUUACGUGUAACAGUUUUGAUUACUGCCCGAUGGAUACUGGGUCCUGUCGGCUAAGCCGGAGUCACAUUGGUGACGGGACUGCCGUACUAAUACAGAGUGCCUGCUCUCAUUACUCCAGAAAUGUGAAUGGUCCACGUCUACCCGAGGUAACUGUGCUGGAUGCAUACGCUGCUCUCCGCCUUGCUGUUUACAAUAAAAAACUGGUAUUUCAGAUUCAGGAGGACAAUGGCGAGAUGGUUGAAUACGUGGCUGUGGAUACACAGGUUGAACAAGGUUUGAUCACCCCUGUAGUAAUGCCCAGAUUAUCGGGCCAGUUUUCCUACAGUAUGGAAGUCACAAUACCAAGCAUAGCCGAGGUGUACAGUGCCAAAAUAUGGUAUGAUUCUUCCUAUAAACUUGUACGUUACGAUUACCAUCAAUCCUACCAACCAAGAGCACCGUUUUACUCCACCAAUCCAAUGACCUUCAUUCACGACUUCAACACAGGUGUGGCCUAUAACAUAGACAGGGACUUUGAGAACUGUACCGUGUUGCCGAUAGGGUCUGCCGGUAUCGAUAGCGAAUUAGACCCCAAGUCAGUACUGAAGAAUGGAGCCAUUGUCGUGCAGAUGAAGAGUCCGCUAGAGUUUUUCCAUAUAUCUGAUAACUAUAAAUUUAUUGGACAGAAAACGGUACGGGACCAACUUUGCAGCGGUUACGAAUCCCUGGUACAGAACUUCAGUAUGCCAGGCCUAUCGUUUACCAACAACACGGCGCUCAUCCGGUACUUCUUCCUCCAGGGUGGCUGGACAGAAGUGCCCGAAGAUUCAAGGGACCUGACAUUUGCUCAACCUGUCCGCAUGGAAAUCACUGUCAUACAGCAAGGACUGUUUCUGGCAUACGACUUCUUUGACUUUGAGGAAGUAUCACAUCCAGAUCUUUCAAUUUUUGAUGUCAGGAAAUGUUUCUCAGAAGCCAAUCAACACCAUUUUCAAAUACAGUUUCCUGGAAAAUUCCAUCCGUUCCUGGACAUCUACAGAAAGAUAUUCACAUUGAUGUCUCAGAUUAACAUGGCUGAAGCCACGAAUGCUUCCGUCAUCCGUUUCCAGGGGACACAUGUGGAUUACGACGACGACAAUAUCUACGUAACAAGCACUCUCCUCGCCAGGAACUCUUUCUUAGCUGGUUUCACCCUGGUGCCUGGAACAUUCACACCCCACAAGUCUGAUGCUAAUUUCCCUAACAUUGGCACGCCUAAAAGCUGUGCGGACCUCUGUAGUUCCCUCAGUACGUUCCCUUGUAAUAGUUUUGACUACUGCCCCCAGGCCAACUUCUGCUUCCUUAACAAGAACCACAGCCAGGACGGAGCGAAGGUUAACGUCGACACCACCUGUUACCACUACUCAAGAACUGUUCAGGAUAGUACGAUACCUAGUCCAAGCUUACAGCAAGCCUAUACCAGACUGAAGAAUGCUGUCUACACAGGGAAGUUUAAUAUCACCAUACCAAAUGGUGAAAUGGUAACGCCAAAAAUAUAUUCUGCAUCUUCAAUUCGUGAUGACAUUGUUCGACCAACUGGACAACAACCGACAGGCCGGGUCCUGACCAGGUUUCAUCAGAUGAAGAACAGCAUUCUGUCGGGACCAAGUGACGGUGAACAGACCCGGGUGGCCGUCGACGACUGUGCCGUUGCAUGUCUCCAGGAGGAUACAUUUGACUGCCAGUCCUUUAGCUACUGUUAUAACUCGGAGACCUGUGUACUUAGCGCUACACAUCCUGAUGACAAUCUCCAACAGGUCAAGUACAGCUCUGCCUGUGAUCUUUUUUCACGUCAGUAUUUAGACAGCUAUGACGAGCUACCUGGAAAGGUGUUAAAAGUGGCAACUACUAAUGCAUUAACUGUGAAAACCGACAAUUUGUGUGCCCAGAAGUGUACUAUGAACACGUUGUGUAAGUCAUUUGACUACUGUGCGAGCUCGAAGUCGUGUUUGCUGAGGAGAAAACAUACGUUAGAUGUUCCCAGCUCUUUCCUCACAGCAUCGCAUCAAUGUAACCACUACUCAAAAAAGUACUUGUUUGAUUUCAAGAAGAGCGGGGAGAAGCAGAUGAUUUACGGGUCGACAUUACUAAUGGGAGGAGUGUCUGCAGAACAAUGUGCCAGAUCAUGUGUUGAGGAGGAGAACAUGAACUGUUUAAGUUUCGAAUUUUGUGGUAACUCAAGCACGUGUUUGAUCCAUAAUCAUAGUCCCAGACAGGCUCCCCCAGGAACGAUUGUCAAAAGUGCCAACUGCAGUCUUUAUUCCAGACGAUAUUUCCCUGGGUCGAAACCUUCAAACAUACUGCCACCCCUAGGACCUUACAAUCCCGGAAAUAAUCCGGGUACUGGCUGUAUCCAUUCUUCUUCCAAUACUGAUACCAGCUCCUCUAGUGCUGGUGCCGGUGCGUUGGUGGGUGUAGCUUUCGGUGUGUUCAUCCCAGGACUGGUCCUUGGUGCUGUGUUGGUGACACUGUUUCGUAGCUACAGGGAAAAGAAACUUAAAAAAGAUGGCAUGAGUGUUAAUUUUGUAAAGGAUGAUCAUGAACUGAGUUAGAAACUAGCUCUAUAUAUACUUCUUUUCAUUGGAACCUGAGUGUUUCAACGCAAAGUAUGUACGAAACUUAAUAUAACUUAUCCCUUGUUUUUAUUUCUCCGUAGUUUGGCUUCAGAUUAAAGUCCAGUAACUUGGGAGGGUCCAAAAAGGAAAUUUUCGUACGACAAAAUCAGACCUCUGGCUAAUCUCACAUUAUGAUCAUAAUCUCGUGGUAUUAAUGUUGUUUGUUUAUCAUUAUCUGUGUUCCAUAGCUUCUUAUCAUGACAUUUCCUCGUGUUCAUAUCACGAUAUUUUCAUAUGCUCCGUAUUUUUUCAUUGACACAAUGUUAAGAGGCAGUUACCACCUGACGCUUAUCACACCCAAUGCCUCAGGCUAUAACACCCAGUGGGUCACGUGACAAUAAAAGAAGGCGGUAAUUUUUUGAUGGUUCAGUUUUCAAAAUUGACGAAAAUGGUAAGUCAAUGUAAAUAUAAGUAUUGAUGUUGUUAUAGUCGAUAUGGCAGCAAAAUGUUUGGUGGGCAAGUGCAGCAUGAAAACCUUCCAUCGCAUUUGCUCGCUAUACAUCUUGCUGCCAUAUCGUCUUUAACAACAUUAAAACCACUGUCCAUUGCUUAAAUAUUAGUUUAUUGAUACUUUCUUGUGGUUUCUUUUCUAGUCCCGAUUCCAUCAACGUUCCUUAACUUAAUGAAAUUAUUUAACUUUAUUUUUUUUUUUAAAUUAUUGGACUUGAAAACAAUCUUAGCUAGCGAACUUUUCUUAAAUUCUGUAAUGCUUUCCCAAAGAAAAUAUUAAGUUAGUGAAUUUCUUUAGGGAAUGUUGAUGAAACCAAGGCUGGUCGAUCAUCUGUAUUUGAAAUAUAAAUAAUUAUAAUAUUUUAUUCUAUUCCGGGUAAUCAGAAGCUGUGAUUUUAUAUGAAAUUUAUUUUACAAAAUUGAAAUUGUCACUUACCGCUAGGUGUUAAUUAUUAUCAGCGUUUCGGUGUCAAAUCAAGACUAAUAUUCCUCCAAGUAUAUGUUCCAUGUGCCACCUUGUAAAUCUCGCAGCGUAGCUCUUUCAACAAAAUUGUUAAUGUUUCAUUCGUAAAUUCAAUAUUUUAUCAUGAAAACACUAUCUUCAAAUCUAACAAUUAUUUUUGCCUACAUAAGCUUGAGACAUCUGUAUGUGUUCGAAUUCUGUACGAUCUUGACUAAAACAUUAACUAAAAAGACAUUGGUGAUAAUACUACCUUUUAUUAACCAAAAAGUAAACAUUUGAUAUUUUCAAUUCAGUAGAAGAACGUCUUCUGAUUCACAACUUCUUUUGGUCGACUCAUCGUCCAAUGAAAGGGACAAAUCAGAAGACCGCGGAAUCUGGUACACUAUUUCUUUUCUCGUUUACAUGUAUCUGUACGUAUCCUACAAUGUCUUUCACUUUCAUUAUUACAUUUGUUCCAGUCAAGAUGUUGUGGAAUUUCUUAAACAUCGUAAACAUGAGACAUGCUUCUGUUUAUAUUCCUAAAUGGACGUGUAUAACCUACUUAAUAUAGAGUGUUUAAUUCCUUGUAACAGAUAAAAUGUUCAAUAAUCUUUUAGCAAGCAAAGAGCAUAAAACUAUGAGAAUAAUGAAAAUGACUGUAAAAUGAAUUUAACAGCUGUAAAUUACGUAGUGAAAAUCUCCAUCCAUUGUUGUCAUUUUGUUGUUAUGAAAUAAUAAAGGUGAAUUUGGAAAAUGUUUU